UACUGUUAUGUGUUUUCUGUUUUUGCCCUGAUGUGGAUUACGCUGUUUGUUUUUGGACUCGUCAAUAAAUGCUGCAUUUGGAUCUUCUUGUUUUGGAGCAUUCUGUGACAUAAUAAACCAGCCAUCAACCGAUCCAGCAGCUAGGCUGGGCUUAUUGUAUUGUGGACCAUGGGCAUUCGUAUUCUUCCAUUCGGAGUGGAAGGCUCGGCUCCGGAUGAUGGUGGAUCUUCGCCAGCAGGGGAUGGAAGUAGGAGGUUUUGCUCAGACCUUCUGGACUUUGGCGGUAGGACUGGAACUUUUAAUAUCAUGUCGGUCUGAGUCCAUUGCAGUGCCCCUGGAGAUGUCUGAGCCCGCUCCAGUGGAUAGUGAAUCUUCAGUGUCUCAGUCUCGCAAGCGAAGGUCGAGAAGGAGGGCAGCAAGGUCCACUCCAGUUCUCCCGGAGCCCGCUCCAGUCCUUGAAUCUGCACCAGAACCUGCUCCAGUCUACGAGUCUGACCCAAGUCCGAUGGUCCUGGAGGACUCAAUUCCGGUGGUCCUGAGUCCGGUGGUCCUGGAGGACCUGACUCUGGUGGUCCUGAGUCUGGUGGUCCUGGUGGUCUCAGAGGUCGCCACAGAACAGCCCAAUUUCACUGCUGCUGCCAUAAAAAAGAAGGCCAUCUUUACCUUUGGCCUCUGGGCUGUUCUGCGUGGAUGGGAGCCUUCAGAGUCCACUCUAGAGCCCACUCAAGUCUACAAAUUCAUUCCAGAGUCUAUUUCCAGUCCAGAGCUUACUCAAGUCCAUGGGUUCAUUCCAGAGCCCACUCAAUGUCACAUUGUUUGUUUCUCUGGACUUUAGUUCCCAUCACCCUUUGCCUUGACUAUCAAGCCUCAUUAUAUUCAGCUGUGUCCCAUUUACCUUAUUAAACAUCCGUAUAAGCCUGG
Molecule: messenger RNA, 921 nt
Organism: Sinocyclocheilus grahami
Lineage: Eukaryota; Metazoa; Chordata; Actinopteri; Cypriniformes; Cyprinidae
Exons: 2
Coding region: 215-835 (206 amino acids)
Source: RefSeq, a predicted model, not a curated record